UAGUGCGUAUGCCGGGGACGCGCAGGAUUUGCGAUCGUCGUUCGGGACUGGCAGAGUUGAGCGGGACGGGGUCCGCCAUGGCAACUGCAGUUGUGAUUGCUCUUGUCGGUCGCUUACUGCUCUUGGUGGCGGUGCCCGUGGGGGCCACCUACGUCGAGGCAUUGGCAGCCAAUACUGCAGCUGGAUUUGCAGUAGCAGAACCACAGAUUGCAAUGUUCUGUGGGAAGCUCAAUAUGCAUGUCAAUAUUCACAGUGGGAAAUGGGAACCUGAUCCUUCAGGAACCAAAAGUUGUUUGGGGAACAAGGAAGAGAUUCAGCAAUAUUGUCAGGAGGUUUAUCCUGAGCUUCAAAUUACAAAUGCGAUGGAGGCAAAUCAACCAAUCAGCAUUGAGAACUGGUGUAAAAAAGGAAAGAAAAAAUGCCGUGGUCAUACUCAUGUGGUAGUUCCUGUUAAGUGCCUGGUAGGUGAGUUUGUGAGCGAUGUGCUACUUGUUCCAGAAAAAUGCCGGUUCUUCCACAAAGAGCAAAUGGAUAAGUGUCAGAGUCACCAGUCCUGGCAGACGGUUGCUAAAGCGGCAUGUGCUGCUGAGUCGAUGAUUCUGCAUACCUAUGGAAUGUUGCUUCCAUGUGGCACCGACAGGUUCCAUGGCACCAAGUAUGUUUGCUGUCCCCAAAAUAAAAUUGAUGAUGUGGAUUCUGAAGACUCUGAUUUUGAAAAUGUGGAUGAGAAAGAAGAAGAGAUUGGUGAAUCAAGCAGAGAGGAGUCAGCUGAAGUAGAAGGAAAUCCUGUUGUGGAGGAGAAGGACAAUGAUGAACAGGAUUAUGACUACGAUGAAGAGGAUGAAUAUAAUGAUGAUUGGGAGGAGGCAAUCAGUGAGGAGAACUUGUACAAAGAGAAUAUUGUCAAUAAUGAAAAAGUUCUUUCAACACCUCACCCAACAGAUGAUGCAGAUGUUUAUUUUGAGACACCUGCAGAUGCAAAUGAACACACACGUUUCGCAAAGGCUAAACAGCAAUUGGAGGUCCGACACCGUGAUCGUAUGGAUAAGGUUAGAGAACAGUGGGAAGAAGCAGAGCGGAAAGCAAGGAAUCUGCCAAAGGCUCAGAGACAGAUGUUGGUUCAGCAUUUCCAGAACAUGGUUGCAGCUGUGGAGGAAGAAGCAGCCACCGAGAAGCUACAGUUGGUUGAAACUCAUCUUGCUCGUGUUGAGGCUCUGCUGAAUGAUCGUAGACGUAUUGCUUUAGAGAAUUAUCUAUCUGCACUGCAGACAGAUCCACCACGACCUCACCGCAUCCUGCAGGCCCUGAAACGUUAUGUGCGUGCAGAGCAAAAGGAUCGGCAGCAUACUCUUCGUCAUUACCAGCAUGUGAUGGCUGUGGACCCCGAGAAAGCAGCACAAAUGAAAUCCCAAGUGGUGACCCAUCUCCAUGUUAUCGAAGAGAGGAUGAACCAGAGCCUCUCCCUCCUUUACCAGAUGCCAUUUGUGGCUGAGGAAAUCCAAGAUGAAAUAGAAGAGCUUCUGCAGGAGCAACACUUUGGUAUGGAUUUUGCUUCCAGUUCUGAAAUCCAGUCUGCUUUUGAAUCUGUUGAGGCACCAUUUGUUGAAGGCAAACCAUUUCGGCCUGUUCAGGUUAAGACUCUGCCAGCUAUUACUGUCACAGAAGACACAGUGCCGGACUCAUUGCCAGGAACUAAAAAAGGUUCUGGAAUGAUUGACCCUGAUGGCCUGGCACCUGAUGAAAAUGCAGUUGGCAACAAUAAGAACAUCAUUAAUGAGAAUGUGGUGUUCGAUGAGAGAUUUGAUGUGAAAGAAAUGAUUUUCAAUGCAGAACGAGUCAGUGGAGGAGAAAAUGACAUGGACACUGGGGCCACGCGUGGCAACUUCAGUUUAAGUGGCAGUGCUCUGAUUGGCCUUUUAGUGAUUGCAGUUGCCGUAGCCAUGAUAGUUGUCAUCAGUUUAGUGAUGUUACGCAAGAAACAGUAUGGCACCAUCAGUCAUGGCAUUGUAGAGGUUGAUCCCAUGUUGACCCCAGAAGAACGUCACUUGAACAAGAUGCAAAACCAUGGGUAUGAAAACCCAACCUACAAGUAUCUGGAGCAGAUGCAGAUCUAAUGCUAGAUGCUAAAUUGAGCCAAACAUAGCACACUCAGCCAAUCUUCCAACUACUGAAUUAGAAAUCUGCAUUUCACAUAUGAGAUUUUGAGUGUAAAACUCUUCCUACUGUAGAUUGUAAGAUUCCCAUUCUUUUAAAUGGGUUUGAAAUGUACUACGCAAUAUAUACGAUGUAUAAUCUUAAAAUCUAUUACCUGAUGAGAAUACAGUGAUAUAGUUGUUUCCUUUUUAAAAAUUUAUUUUAAAUCUGUUUUAUUUUGUGUGUCACAAAGAUCUAUAUAUAGAGACUGUAGAUUUCUACUUAAUGGAGCACCGUAUAUGAAGAGGAUUUGUACUGAUUUAUUUCAUGGAACCUAUAAAAUUUUCUGCUGUAAACUACAUUUAAAUGGGUAGCAUUGUAAUAGGCAGUUGAAACUGGAGGUGAAAAUUCAGUUUCUCAUCGUGUACCUGUGUGUUAGUGAAGUUGUGUUUCAGUCUAGGCAUUUACUGAGGUUCUGGUAACCUGUGGUCUGUUUCCCCUGCACAUUCCUCAUUUGUCUAGACAGACUAUGCAGAUAUUUCAGUUGUAUUACUGUGUUAGAUUUAGUUUGCAAAGUAACUAAAUGCAAACUCAUCAAUAAACACUACAUCCACAUGUCUA
This is a messenger RNA of Mobula hypostoma (lesser devil ray), 2754 nucleotides long. It is a transcript of the gene aplp2, whose product is annotated as amyloid beta (A4) precursor-like protein 2. Gene Ontology annotation, molecular function: transition metal ion binding; heparin binding. NCBI's taxonomy places the organism in Eukaryota, Metazoa, Chordata, Chondrichthyes, Myliobatiformes, Myliobatidae. Gene Ontology annotation, cellular component: membrane. Gene Ontology annotation, biological process: axonogenesis; central nervous system development. The transcript has 17 exons. The coding region runs from base 9 to 2114 and encodes 701 amino acids. The record is from RefSeq and is a predicted model, not a curated record.